AUGGGUAACUGCUGCAGAUCUCCGGCCGCCGUCGCCCGUGAAGAUGUCAAAUCAAGUUUCUCCAACCACGAUCACGCCAAGCGCGUCGGAAACGACAAUCACGGGGGAAAUAAAAAAGCUCCCCCGCCGGUCACCGUUCUCGGCGGCGCGGCCAAGGAUAACAUGGAGGAGCGUUAUUUAGUGGACCGUGAACUCGGUCGUGGUGAGUUCGGUGUGACGUACCUUUGCAUCGACCGUGAUACCAGGGAGCUUUUAGCGUGCAAGAGUAUCUCCAAAAGGAAGCUUAGGACUGCUGUUGAUGUUGAUGAUGUGCGACGUGAGGUUGCUAUUAUGCGCCAUUUGCCGAAGAGUUCGAGUAUUGUGACUCUUCGGGAGGCUUGUGAGGAUGACAAUGCUGUUCAUCUUGUUAUGGAGCUUUGUGAAGGUGGUGAGCUUUUUGACCGGAUUGUUGCGCGUGGUCAUUAUACAGAGCGGGCUGCUGCGGCGGUUGCGAGGACUAUUGUGGAGGUUGUGCAGCUUUGUCAUAAACAUGGAGUGAUUCAUCGGGACCUUAAGCCAGAGAAUUUCUUGUUUGCUAACAAAAAGGAGAAUUCGCCUCUCAAAGCUAUUGAUUUUGGGCUCUCCAUAUUCUUCAAGCCAGGUGAGAAAUUCUCAGAAAUCGUAGGAAGUCCAUAUUAUAUGGCUCCAGAGGUGCUCAAGCGGAAUUAUGGACCUGAAAUAGAUAUAUGGAGUGCAGGAGUGAUACUCUAUAUCUUAUUGUGUGGUGUUCCCCCAUUCUGGGCUGAAUCUGAGCAAGGAGUUGCACAGGCUAUUCUUCGAGGGCUUAUAGAUUUCAAACGGGAACCUUGGCCCAGUAUUUCUGAAAGCGCUAAAAGUCUUGUUAAACAAAUGUUAGAACCAGACCCUAAGCUUCGAUUAACGGCCAAACAAGUGCUUGAGCAUCCUUGGCUCCAAAAUGCUAAGAAGGCUCCAAAUGUUCCUCUUGGAGAUGUUGUCAAGUCAAGGCUUAAGCAAUUCUCAAUGAUGAAUCGAUUCAAAAGAAAAGCCCUUAGGGUAAUUGCUGAUUUCUUAUCCAAUGAAGAAGUUGAAGACAUCAAAGAGAUGUUCAAAAAGAUGGAUACCGAUAAUGAUGGCAUUGUUUCUAUUGAAGAACUAAAAGUUGGAUUCCGAAACUCUGAGUCUCAACUUGCUGAGUCUGAAAUUCAGAUGUUUAUUGAAGCGGUAGAUAAUAAUGGUAAGGGAACACUAGACUACGGAGAAUUUGUUGCCAUUUCCCUUCAUUUAAAAAGAAUGGCUAAUGACGAGCAUCUUCACAAGGCCUUCUCCUAUUUUGACAAGGAUGGGAAUGGAUAUAUUGAACCAGAAGAGCUACGGAAUGCCUUGAUGGAAGAUGGAACUGAUGACUGUACAGAUGUAGCAAAUGAUAUUUUCCAAGAAGUAGACACAGACAAGGAUGGAAAAAUCAGCUAUGAUGAGUUUGUGGCUAUGAUGAAAACUGGAACGGAUUGGAGAAAAGCUUCUCGGCAUUACUCGAGAGGAAGAUUCAAUAGCUUGAGCUUAAAGUUAAUGAAAGAUGGUUCUUUAAACUUAGGAAAUGAGUAG
Molecule: messenger RNA, 1602 nt
Organism: Lathyrus sativus (Indian pea)
Lineage: Eukaryota; Viridiplantae; Streptophyta; Magnoliopsida; Fabales; Fabaceae
Source: the annotation of a GenBank genome assembly